This is a messenger RNA of Klebsormidium nitens, 4372 nucleotides long. NCBI's taxonomy places the organism in Eukaryota, Viridiplantae, Streptophyta, Klebsormidiophyceae, Klebsormidiales, Klebsormidiaceae. The record is from the annotation of a GenBank genome assembly.
AUGCAGGCGUACCACAUUGGCCGCCUGCUUGGGCGGGGCAGUUUUGGGGAUGUCUAUGAGGCAAAGUGCCAGCACUCUGGUCAGCUUGUGACCAUCAAGAUGAUCAGCAAGGAGCUGCUGCACAACCAGGGCCUGCUGGAUCGCAUCACAAGGGAGGUGGAAAUCCACUGCCAGCUGCAGCACCCCCACAUUGUGGAACUGUACGAGUACUUUGAAGAUGACCGUCGAGUGUACCUGGUGAUGGAGCUGUGCAAGAAUGGGGAGCUCUUGGCCCUGUUGCACAAGCAUGGCCGCUUUGACGCCGCCACAGCGCGCUCUUUCUUCUCUCAGCUAGUGGACGGGGUUGCGUACCUCCAUGGCCACUCAAUCUUGCACCGGGAUCUGAAGCUCUCCAACCUCCUGUUGAGCGCUGAUAACACUCUGAAAAUAGCAGACUUCGGGUUAGCUGCUGCAAUCGGUGCCAACGAUCCUGAGAGGCGGACCAUUUGCGGGACGCCCAACUACAUGUGCCCGGAGAUUGUCGAGCAGCAGCCGUACUCGCUGGGGGCGGACCUGUGGUCCCUCGGAGUGACGCUCUAUACGUUGCUGACAGGGACCCCGCCGUUUCAGAGCGAUGCUGUAAGGGGUACUCUGCAGAGGGUUGGGUGCGCUGACUACCUGCUACCACGACAACUACCUGCAGAGGCGGCAGAUCUGAUCAGCCAGCUAUUACAAAAGAACCCUGCCCAGCGACUCUCCCUCCCCGCCAUCCAGUCCCACCCUUUCCUAGUCGGCCCUUCGACACGGCAAGCAACCCCUCCAGAAAGCGAAAGCGAUCGUGCUUCGCAAGCAACCCGCAGUGGCACCGCUUCGCCUCGAACGAACUUCGCCCCUGAGAGCUUGCACACAGUGGAGCAACGCGAACGCGCAGAGCGGUUGUACGAGGGAGACAGGGUUGAAGAACGCGGAUCGGGGAGAGGUAACCGUAAAGAUCGGAGCGAAGGUGGUCUGAACCAGUCCGAAAUGUCAGGGGCGGUGGAGAGAAGCGGCAAGUGGGACGGGCAGCGGGCCCUCAGGAACGAAGUCCCGGCACAGAGCCACCCGCGGGAGCACAGAAGUGAGGGGCAACGGGAAACGCAAAGAGGGCUCAGUGAAAGUAGUGCGAGUGCAGGGAGAAUGGAGGUCACUGGAUUUAGCGACCCUGGUUUCGGGAGAACCGAGGGGGUUUGGGUCGACCAUGGAAUGGCGAGUAGCGGCUUGCGGGAGAGGACUCCGGAGGGAGAGCGGUUGUGGUCACGUGCCUCAGGCCCGCCACGGAAUGAAGCUUCGGCAGGCACUGCUCCGCGGACGGACGUACGAACGGAACGGCGGACGGACCGACGAACGGAACAGAACGCGUCCGAAUCGCGGGGCUCAGAUGCAAGGCCGCAGGGCAGUAGUUCACGGCCCGGGACCGCGAGUUCCGAUCCGGGGGGGUUAAGAGCAAGCUCCGCGGUGCCGAGUCGGAGCCCCCCUGGCGCGACGCAGCUGCCGACACGCCCGCUGAGCACGCUCCGCCUGAAGGCCCUGCGGCACGAGACGUCGUACGGGUCGCUCGCGAUUCUGGAGGACGGGCGAGUGCAGGUCCACAAUACGGGCCCCGGGGGAAGCGUCCUGACGGUGUCGACGGACGGGCUCGAGGUGGAGGUGGAGCAGGCUGGACGUCCGGGGAAGACGUACCGAUUUCCAGCCCUGCCGGACGCUCUGCUGAUGCACUACGCUCACGCGGCGGCGUUUGUGGGCCUCGUCGCGAGCGCUACUCCGAAAGUGAUCUACAUCUUUGAACGGGGCCAGGCCACCUGCAUGGAGAAUGGCGACCUCCAAGUCUGCUUCACCGACUGCAGCCCCACCGCGCUCCUCCAAGUCGACGCCGCUUCCGGAAAAAUCACCGUUACCCCCCCAAACGGCGCCCCCGUAACGCUCCCAAGCCUCCACUCCCGGCCGACUGACUUCCAGGCUUCUCCGAGUCACACGUGGCAGCCAAGCCCGGAUGACACGUGGCUUUGGGAGGUCCUUUCCCAGGCGCGCCGGUGCCAGCGAAAGUGCGCAGAGGCGGAGGCGCGAGCGCUCGCCCGGCAGCCCCCGAAAACGUUCCCCCUCGUGGCGCGAAGCGCGCGCUUGAAGACGGUUUCGCCGCGGGGGGGUGCCGACGCGACUGUGGCGCUGGCUGCCGCGGCGCCCCCCGCCGAGGUGGAGCGCGCUGCGGAGCUCGUGGCGGCGGUCCAGGGACUGCACACGUCACUCUUGCCCGCCAACGUCAGCGUCGCGUCAGCGCAGGAGCUCUCGUUCGCGUCGUCGUCUGAAGCGUCCUCGCAUUUGCAACCGGGUCCCCGGUUCCCAUCUCAAUCGCAGCACGCCCCGGCGCCCAUUCUAAAACGUGCGCUGCCACACUCGCCGUCUUCGCCGCUGUCUCCGAGCCCCUCCCUGCCGGAGACGCCUUCCACUCGCGACGGCAGCUCGCUCGAACGCGUGGCAGAACGGCAGCCGUUCCACCCGUUCGCGGCACGUGGGCGGCCAACUCCGUUUGGACACGUGGCAGAGCUGGACGAUCGAGAGCGUCGGCCGUCGGGGCUUCGCCAUGCUAGUUCGGAAGAAAGACCGGCACCGGAGGAUCGACGUGACGUUCUAGGAACGGAGGCGGUGGAACGGCGGCAGGAGGGGUUGGAGCGGAGCUUGGAUGACGUCAGACGCCACGUGGCAGUUGAGCAGCGCGUCGGAAGGAUUCUGCCAACCGGUGAGGCCUCCGCGAGAAGAUCGGCCGGAGUGGAAGAAGCGUUCGCUCCUGAAGGAGCGGAACGGCCUCCCCGACCAAAACGGAACGGGUCGGAAGAGCUGCGGAACGCCGCUGGUCCGAUCGAGCGGGGAGCGGAACGGGCGGCAAGGAGCGCAGCGGGGACGGCGGCGGGUGACGUCGGCAGGCAGCAGAGGGACCAGCCGGCACGUGUGCUGGCUGACGUCAGCAACAGGCCGCCGGCGGAUGCGCAGACUGCGAGGCGCGUGGAGAAGGCGAAAGGGGAUCAGAGGGGGUCAGGGGUGUUGGAUGGCGUGCGAAGGAGGGCGGAUCGGUUUGGGUCAGCGGGGCCGAUCGGGGGAAGCUUGAAAAGCAGUGAGAGUGAGAGACGGAGGCUGCCGGUAAUCGGGGAAGGCUUCAAAGUGUUUGAGGAUCGAGGGGAGGUGCGGCCGAGGAGCAGACUUCCAGAAGCGAAAGUGCAGCAUUCAGCAACUGUUCGCCACAUGCAUUCCCAGGAGGGAUCCGCUGGUGAGAGCGAGGCGGAAAAGCUCUCAGGCUCUUACAAGGACCCUGAUUUGGACCGCCGUACAGACCAUUCAGGGGGUCAGCGACUUGGGCAAUCACAGGCGCCGCUAGACCCCCCCUCGGCGAGGAGCUUCUCUGACACGUGGCAGGACCUGAGCGCAGCGAACCGGGAGCCUUCCGACUUUCAUUCGGCAGAUCCCCCGUCUGACUCGUGGCAGCACCUGAGCGGAGCAAGGCGGACCUUGCCUGCGGCGAGCCCGUCGUCUGACACGUGGCACGACGGGCGCUCAGAGGACCCGGUUUUCGAGGGCCUUUCCGUUCCUGUCGAGCUCCGGAAAGCGGAACGGUCCCCUGCCCGGGAGGACGCCCGUAGCUACGUCGCGUCGAACCGUCUGGUUACUGCUAACCAGGGUUCGUCGGUUACGGCUAACCGGGGCUCAUCUUCAGCACUCCCCGGUCCCUCCGCAAGCCAUUCUUCACCUCCUAGCCUCCCGGAAAGCCCACUUCCGUUAUCCCAAAACACGCGGGACUUCCUGAGCCCUCCCUCAGCGUCAGACACGGCAAGGCAGGGGGAUCCCCCUCAGCUCGACGGCGCGGCUGGCCGACCCCGGAAGGACCCGAACGGUGCGAAUGAUCGCCAGAGCACGUGGAGCCGUCGGCCGGGACUGGACACGGCAAAGACGGGGGAUCCCCCAGAGCCAGACGGCGGUGGAAACGUGGGCCGAGAGAGGUUCAGUGGGCGACCAGGGAAAGGGCCGCACAGUGCGAAUGGUCGCCAGAGCGCGUACUUCCCGGGCGUGGGGUGGGCCAUCCGGCUGAAGUCGGGGGAGCUGCUUAUGCAUUACCUGGACGACUGCCAGAUGGUCGUAUCCAACGACGGGGCAAGCGUCGAGUUCUGGCCGCCUGGUGCCAAGAUGGGCGGCUCCAAGUAUACGCUAUCAGACCGUGCGAGCAUCCCGCAGGAAGUGCGGGAUAAGCUCCAGUAUCUUAGUGCGUUCAUCAAGCUCAUACGAAAGCAGAGCCACGGCACACAAACCUACUCAAAAUGGGUCACGCCCAGGACAUCCCCAGCUUUGACCGCCCAAUAAGUCGAGCACG